GCAGAUAUGUUCUUCUGGCAAUACUUCAGGAGUAGCGGUUUGUUCUGGGUAGGUUGUACGUAUCAUGGACGACGACGACAAAGUUGUUGAGGAUGCCAUUGUUCCCAUCCUCGUUUGUGCUCCUCAGCUCGGCGAGGAUGCGGUUCGCAUUUUCAACGACAUCUGGAGCAGGCCACCAUUGACGGGGAAGCGUUUGAUAGAUGACAUUUUUGAGUGUGGCAUACAGGAUGACAGCGCAUCCCGGAAGCGACGUAUGUGUACCAGUUGGCAAUGGCCCGCCAUAGUGAACGUUUGUGAUGUCAUGCCUCGCAAUCCACCUCGUUGGUGGGUAAUGUGUCACACAGCUGGUGUGUGGAAGGACCUCGAGGUGACUGACGAUGUUGAAGAUGACUGCUACGUCACCCUGUUGCGCAUGCGUAGAUCUACCUUCAACCGCCUUCUUCGUGUGCUCGCACCGCAUCUGGAGAAGCAGGUUACCAGGUGGAGGAAGCCAUGGCCUCCCGCACAGGUGCUGGCUUAUGCAUUGCACCGUUGGGCACAUGGCGACUCCAAUCUCCAUAGCUCAUGGACAUACGGGAUGGGAAAAACGAGCGGGCUACGGGCGGUGCGUGAUGUUUCCAAAGUUAUCAUACGUUGUUUUGGAUCGGUGGUCAGGUUCGGUACGUACGAGGAGCUGCAUCGUUGGAUGCAGAAGUUCGCCGCGCUUGGUUUUCCAAACUGUUGGGGGUGCAUUGAUUGCACUCAUGUUUUCGUCGACAAACCUAAGAAGAAAGACGGAGACGACUUCAUGGGCGGUCACAAGCGAAGGUUCUCCAUCGUGGCGCAGCUGGUGUUCGAUACGGACUUGCGCAUUCUUGACCUGUGUUAUGGAUUUUCGGGUAUUGUUGCCGACGACCGAGUCCUGCGGAAUUCAUCUCUGUGGCGGAGGGACGUGUCGGGGGAGCUGUUUUCAGCGGACCCUGACGACCCGACCAGGCACUUGCGUCCCGAAAUUCCCGGAGUCCCGGGUGGGUACCUGCUUGCUGACGGUGGGUAUCCCACAUUGGCUUGGCUCGUGGUCCCGUAUGGCCACAACUAUGUGGACCCGCACACCAAAAUUUUCGAUAGUCGACACAAGGUUGUUCGCUCACUUGUGGAGCGGGGCAUUGGCCUCUUCAAAAUGCGGUUCCAGUAUUUCUACAGGCCACAUGUGUGUGAUUUGAAGAUCGAGGGGGAUGAGUUUUGGGCUGCUUGUAUAGUGCACAACCUGCUUCAGGAGUGGGGUGAUCUUCCAGAGGAGUAUGUGCAGCCACCAGAUGUCGAGAGUGGAACACAACCUCCGCCCAGUCGUGCGGUGGCAGGAGAGUUGCGUGCUGUACGCCAUCUCCGGACUAGGGAGCCUGGGGUGCAGGAAUGGCGAAGGGAGCAUAACCAUAGCCAUUACUGUGCAAGAAGAUGGUGCAAGGCGGUUGGCAGACGACUGUGGCGAUCUCGCCUCGAUGUGUGUAACUGGUGCAACGAUAUCGUCGAUAAGCUGUCCCUGUGGAGGAGUGAAUACAUGACAUUUACGAAGGAGAUUAAUGCGUUGAAGGACCGCAAUGAGGAGCUGCAGUGUCAGGUCGAGAAAGCAUGCGAGCAUCAUGCAUAUCUUGAGACACAGCUGCAAGAUGCCAUCGCCACCAUGGAAGAGGCACGUGAUGAACGGGAUCUCGCAUGGCACUGUUACGAUGAGCAAUUCGUAGAGAUGACAUCUGCUGGGGCGUGUGAUGUCGACGCCCUAGCGGAGGAUGUCAAAGUUGUCACGCUCCAGGAUGAAGAACACAUGGCGACGUGGGACAACUACAAGUCCUUGCAAACUAAAGUCAAAGACCUCGAAGCGAAGCUGGAGGGUGUGAAGCGGGUGAACGCCCUGCUGCAGGAACCGCCAUCGUUCUGGGAUGAAGUCUUUGGGUAAGAUCAACGUCACAGCGGCAGUGUCA
This is a messenger RNA of Chara braunii, 1958 nucleotides long. Lineage: Eukaryota; Viridiplantae; Streptophyta; Charophyceae; Charales; Characeae. The record is from the annotation of a GenBank genome assembly.